AGUACAGUUGUGUGACCGCAUGAAAAAGAAAAGCCCCAAAUCGAGAGAAGAGAGCUCAAAUAAAACAAUAACAAAAUCAUUAGCCAAUUAAAUGGAAAUCGAAUUCACAAGAAGAUGAGCGAGAAUAGAACACAAGCUAAGAAUUGAAAACAAAAGCUUAUCGCUCUACAAAGAUUCAAUGUCAAGUUCAGAACCCACAAAAAAUCAUUUCGUUCUUUGGGCCGCUUCUUGUGUAGUUGAAAAAACAUUUUUUUUUUUUUUUAAACAGUGCUAAGCAAAAAUAAACGACCUUGCACGCAUCGCGAAGACGUAUAUCAUACUCGUCCAUGUGCCGCGCAUUCCUUGUAUUCUGUACUCCCCAAUAUUUGUUUGUAUCUUUCGGCUUUGCGUGAUUUCAUUGCUAAUGUUUGGACGCUUAUUCCAUUCAGUUAUUUAUAGUUGGGCAGUCGGUCGACGGGGUCACUUCAGUUUAGAUCGUUUUGGCCAGUGCUCUUGAGUUGAAUGAAUUCGUAUGCAAGGCGGCAUUGGGGCGCCAGCGUGUGCCUAUACUGAUAGAGAGUAGUGUGGAAUACUCCUGGAUGAAAGAGGAGUUUUGCCUCUACCCCUACCAUUUUGCUUCGGAUUUUCCCAACACAAUAUGGAUUGUUACACACGAAUGCACAACGGCAACAAAAAUGGCAGCCAGCGCAAUCACGGUUGUAUCGAUAAUAUGCUAUAUGCUUACGAUCGCAGUAUAUCUUUAUGUCAAAAAGCUGCGAAAUAUGAUCGGCAAGUGCCUUAUAUGCACUUUAUUUUGCAUAUGCAUGUCUGACCUUACCUUUGUCCUAGAUGAUUUCAAUUUAUUGAACGGCAUUUGCUCUCCAGCAGGUUACAGCUUAUACUUUUUCGACAUAGCUGGUGGUCUCUGGAACUCGGUCUUUAGCUAUCACAUGAUGAAGUGUCUUAAGUUCCUCCGUCUAAAGGAACCGCGCUAUCAGUUUAGUAUCUACAGCGCUUUUGUCUGGGGAACUGCAGCUAUUCCGACUGGAGUCAUAUUUUUAAUGAAUCUAGCUUGGGAAGAGGACCCCCAUAAAUUUGAUUUGACACCAUUAGUUGGUUUCAUUGAAUGCUCGGUGAACAAAGAAAAAAACAUUGCCUGGCUCUACUAUCAUGGACCAUUACUAAUCUUGAGUAUAUUUAAUAUGAUCAUGUUUGUUCGCAUAGCCACACAUAUUUUGACAGUGAAGAAAGAGCUAAAGAAGUUAACCGAUCGAGAGGACGAAACGACGACAUGUAUGAAUUUCGACAGUCAGACCUAUUUGACGUUUCUGCGUAUCUUUAUUAUGACGGGCGUUACAUUGAAUCUGAAUACAAUUUCGUUUUUGGUAAGGCACAAUGAAAUUGGGCAGAAGGUCCUUACGAUAUCCGACUACUUCCAUUUCGCUUUUGGCGCUGUAAUUUUUUUGCUGGUUGUUCUAAAGCGCAGUACGCUUUUGAUGAUCAUGGAUAGGUAAGACGUAAGGGAUUGUCACAGAUUUUCGAGUAACCUAUUUUAUGUACUUUUAGAUUUCGAGAAAAACGUAAAGAACGAUGCUUAAAGGCCUAAAUUCUAAGGAGCUAUAAUACCAGAAAUAAGCAGGACAACAUGCCUG
Molecule: messenger RNA, 1631 nt
Organism: Drosophila gunungcola (fruit fly)
Lineage: Eukaryota; Metazoa; Arthropoda; Insecta; Diptera; Drosophilidae
Product: probable G-protein coupled receptor Mth-like 7
Exons: 6
Coding region: 579-1493 (304 amino acids)
Biological process (GO): cell surface receptor signaling pathway; G protein-coupled receptor signaling pathway
Cellular component (GO): membrane
Molecular function (GO): G protein-coupled receptor activity
Source: RefSeq, a predicted model, not a curated record